Molecule: messenger RNA, 525 nt
Organism: Laccaria bicolor S238N-H82
Lineage: Eukaryota; Fungi; Basidiomycota; Agaricomycetes; Agaricales; Hydnangiaceae
Exons: 3
Coding region: 175-468 (97 amino acids)
Source: RefSeq, a predicted model, not a curated record
CCAACAGACGUAUUAUAAUAGCAGGAGAACUACCCUAUCGAGAAUUUUGGCAGGGUGCAUAGUUGGUAUGUGGUACAUUGGUCACAAUUAACAGCACUUCCUGACUUUCAAGCGUGUUCAUAAGCUGUAGUGAUUAUAUCGGCACUGCUCUGGUAUUCACAACGCCAACGCCGAAUGCGUCGCAAUCGCCCUCUAAUCGCCGUCACCACUGUCCCGCAAAAUCAAUAUUGGGCUGGUGGCGGCCCUGCUCCGUAUCAGGGGUUCCAAAGUCCCGGACCUUCCUAUAAUCCACCUGUGGGUGGAUACAAUGAAUUUCCAUCGUACCCACCAAAUUAUGCACUUCCGGCAUAUGGGAAAGACGCACCCGGAGGCUUCCAACAGUACCCUCCUCCAACUGGUUCUGCCCCUUCAAAUCAAAUUCCAUACUCAUCAGUAAAGCAUCCAGUGCCUGCACACGUCACGGUAUGAACUUCGAAUUCCGUACGAAAAUAACAGGCUGAACGCCAAGUAGGGCCAAGAUGGCGC